AGCUAAUUAAAUUUCGUUGACCAAUCACAGAGCUGCAUCUCCCUUCUCCGACCUCUUCCCGGAUAACCCCCAUCUUUGCCACAAGCAGGACCCCCCGCCCAAAAGCAGGACCAUCAAGAUGUCUACCGCGGUGCGAGGGAAGCUUCCGUGGCCGCUGAAGAUGUCGUAUGACAAGCAGGACACUCUGCUGAAGCUGUUUGUCCUGUCCAUCGCUGCCGUGCUCUCCUUCUCCACUCGUCUGUUCUCUGUGCUGAGGUUCGAGAGUGUUAUUCACGAGUUCGAUCCGUACUUCAACUAUCGAACCACGUGGUUUCUAACGGAGGAGGGUUUCUACAGCUUCCACAACUGGUUUGAUGACCGGGCGUGGUACCCGCUCGGACGUAUCAUUGGUGGAACCAUUUACCCUGGGUUGAUGGUGACCUCCGCCACCCUGUACCACGUCCUGCACUUCUUCAACAUCACCAUCGACAUCAGGAAUGUCUGCGUGUUCCUGGCACCGCUGUUCAGUUCACUCACCACACUGGUCACCUACCAUCUCACCAAGGAGCUCAAGGAUGUGAGCUCAGGCCUGGUGGCAGCUGCCAUGAUCGCGGCGGUUCCCGGCUACAUCUCGCGUUCCGUGGCGGGCUCGUACGAUAACGAGGGAAUCGCCAUCUUCUGCAUGCUGCUGACCUACCUGCUGUGGAUCAAGGCGGUCAAAACCGGCUCCCUCUUCUGGGGGGCCAUGUGUGCUCUGGCAUACUUCUACAUGGUGUCGUCAUGGGGAGGUUACGUGUUCCUGAUCAACCUGAUCCCCCUGCACGUGCUCGCUCUGAUGGCGACUGGGCGCUUCUCUCACCGCAUCUACGUCGCCUACUCAGCGGUGUACAGUUUGGGCACCCUGCUGUCCAUGCAGAUCUCCUUUGUAGGGUUCCAGCCAGUCCAGUCCUCCGAGCACAUGGCUGCCCUGGGUGUGUUUGGCCUGUGUCAGAUCCACUCUUUUAUUGACUACCUGCGCGCAAAGCUGUCCAAGGAGUACUUCGAGAUCCUGUUCCGCACCAUGGCUCUGUUUGUGGGGACUGCCGUCACCGGCGUGGGUGCUGUUCUCAUGGCCUCAGGCAGUAUCCUUCAACUCAGGUGUUCGUUAAGGAUUUAUUUAAUGAGAAAUGGCAGUAGGAGCUCAUGUAUAACGUGUCUUAAUGUGUCAGAACAUCAGCCCACCACCUGGUCUUCCUUCUACUGUGAUCUGCAGAUGUUGGUCUUCAUGUUCCCUGUUGGCCUGUACUACUGCUUCUGCAGACUGACUGAUGCCAACAUCUUCAUCGUCAUCUACGGCAUCACCAGCAUCUACUUUGCUGGAGUGAUGGUGCGUCUCAUGUUGGUGCUGGCUCCAGUCAUGUGCAUCCUGUCUGGCAUCGGAGUGUCAGGCAUCCUCAGCACUUACAUGAAGAACCUGGACAUCUCCAAGGUCCAGAAGAAGACCAAGAAAACUGAAAACUAUCCCAUCAAGAACGAGGUUGCGAGUGUUGUGAUCAUGAUGAUGUCACUGUUCCUGAUCACCUACACCUUCCACUGUACCUGGGUCACAUCCGAGGCCUACUCCAGCCCUUCGAUCGUCCUGUCUGCCCGUGGUGGGGACGGAAGCCGGAUCAUCUUCGACGACUUCAGGGAGGCGUACUACUGGCUCAGGCACAACACUCCGGAGGAUGCCAAGGUGAUGUCCUGGUGGGAUUAUGGGUACCAGAUCACAGCCAUGGCCAACAGGACUAUAUUAGUGGACAACAACACCUGGAACAACACUCAUAUAUCCAGGGUUGGACAGGCCAUGGCGUCCAGUGAAGAGCAUGCUUACGAGAUCAUGCGAGAACUGGACGUAAACUACGUGCUAGUCAUCUUUGGUGGUCUCACGGGCUACUCGUCUGAUGACAUCAACAAGUUCCUGUGGAUGGUGCGUAUCGGAGGCAGUACGGAGAAGGGAGAGCACAUUAAGGAGCACGACUACUACACGCCGGCGGGAGAGUUCCGCGUGGAUCGGGAGGGGUCGCCAACCCUGCUCAACUGUCUCAUGUACAAGAUGUGCUACUAUCGCUUCGGCUCUGUCUACACUGAGGGAGGCAAACCCACUGGCUACGACCGUGUCCGCAACGCUGAGAUCGGCAACAAAGACUUCGAGCUGGACGUCUUGGAAGAAGCUUACACGACGGAGCACUGGCUCGUCCGCAUCUACAAAGUCAAAGACUUAGAGAACAGGGGGAUCUAGUCUCUAACAUACUUUAUAUAUCAUCUGUGUUGGUAGUGAUCGCAGUACAAUGCUAAACUUUCUUCCAACACAAAAAUACUCACGGGUCAGAUUUUCAACGACCACUGUCGAC
Messenger RNA from Branchiostoma floridae (Florida lancelet), 2351 nucleotides. Its product is annotated as dolichyl-diphosphooligosaccharide--protein glycosyltransferase subunit STT3A-like. The coding region runs from base 119 to 2239 and encodes 706 amino acids. Gene Ontology annotation, cellular component: membrane. NCBI's taxonomy places the organism in Eukaryota, Metazoa, Chordata, Leptocardii, Amphioxiformes, Branchiostomatidae. The record is from RefSeq and is a predicted model, not a curated record. Gene Ontology annotation, molecular function: dolichyl-diphosphooligosaccharide-protein glycotransferase activity. The transcript has 18 exons. Gene Ontology annotation, biological process: post-translational protein modification.